Dentiscutata erythropus is the source of this 127-nucleotide messenger RNA. The record is from the annotation of a GenBank genome assembly. NCBI's taxonomy places the organism in Eukaryota, Fungi, Glomeromycota, Glomeromycetes, Diversisporales, Gigasporaceae.
AAGUGACAUCGGAACUGGCAAUGCGCUCACAAACAGUAAUACCGAAGAUGGCAACACUAACGAAAAAGCACCAACAGACACCAAGACAUCAGAAGAAGCAACAUAUGAAAAAAAAAGGACGAACUAG